Messenger RNA from Microsporum canis CBS 113480, 1824 nucleotides. Its product is annotated as CreD. Gene Ontology annotation, biological process: ubiquitin-dependent endocytosis. Gene Ontology annotation, cellular component: cytosol; plasma membrane; cytoplasm. The record is from RefSeq and is a predicted model, not a curated record. NCBI's taxonomy places the organism in Eukaryota, Fungi, Ascomycota, Eurotiomycetes, Onygenales, Arthrodermataceae. Gene Ontology annotation, molecular function: protein-macromolecule adaptor activity; ubiquitin protein ligase binding. The transcript is spliced from 5 exons. The coding region runs from base 1 to 1824 and encodes 607 amino acids.
AUGGCACCCAGUUUCUUUGGUGGGCCAGGAAGUUCCAGCCAUGCGAAAUACUUUGAUAUCAGACUGGACGAACCAUACGUCGUGUUCCGUGGCAAUGAAGAGGAAUCGGCGAGUGCGCAUCUCAAGGGCACUCUGGUGCUGUGUCUCUCAGAGCCAUUGACCAUCAAACACCUCAGGCUACACUUGACCGGCAUGUCGAGGAUCAGUGCUUGCAGCUGGCCGUUCCUGAUUGGCGCCGUACCCGGAGGGAAGAAGCACGGCAAGGAACGAACGUUCUUCGAGAAGACGUGGAAGUUCAGAGAUGCCGGCAAGGGCAAGACUGAAAUCAUGCCCGCAGACAAUUACGAAUUCCCCUUUGACAUUGUCCUGCCUGGGUCGCUGCCAGAGAGUAUCGAAGGACUGCCGGACACCUGGAUCGUCUAUCGCUUCAAGGCUGAGAUUGGACGAAAAUACACCAAGGACAUUCAGAUCAGGAAGCCUUUAAGGAUUAUCCGGACUCUGGGACCCAGUGCUUUGGAACUAUCACAUGUUAUGUCGGUUGAAAAUAUCUGGCCGAACAAGCUGGAAUACUCCAUUUCUACACCCAGCAAGGCCGUCGUCUUUGGGACAUCUGCCCGGGUCAACUUUCGUCUCGUUCCCCUUCUCAAGGGCCUCAAGAUCGGGACGAUCACCACCCAAUUUAUCGAGAGCUACGACGUCAUGAGCUGCCGCGAUGACUCGCAACUGCAGCCAACGUCUCACAAAUCUAUCAGGGUAGUCGCGGCAGACCACUUCCGUCUCGGCCCUGAAGAGGAGCGCCAGUUCCUCGAAGAGGAGGGAGAGGGCUAUGUGUUUUCGCGGGUUCUGGAGCUGCCUAAGAAGCUCUGCAAAUGUAUCCAGGAUACCGAUACCAAGGGCAUCAAGAUCCGGCAUAAGCUGAAAUUCAAGAUUCAGCUGCACAACCCAGACGGACAUACAUCUGAGGUAUUCAGCGUGGCACCCCCUGUUCCGCCUUUACGAGCGACUCUGCCGGUGUUCAUUUUCCUUUCACCGAACCUACCAUUAGACGACAAUAACAACCUCGUCGACCAGUCACCGACUUCGCCGCAGGUCGCUGAGUUCUGCAUGGCCCAGCAGGCACCGCCCCUGUAUGGAGAUCACCAGUUUGACAUGCUAUACAGUGAACUUGACCCUCACGGCUACCGCACCCCUGGGAUGUACAGUGGAGUCGCAACGCCAUUGUACGGCUCGAUCAGUCGGAAUCUGUCAGCCGAGAACUUGUCUUCCCUCGCCACCCUGGGGGCUGGGGGAGACGUAUCGGCCAGCAUACUACACAACCGCCUGGUGAACCUACACAUCGACCGCUCGUCACUCCGCUCUCCAGGGACACCGCCACCUGAACUCUCCCAUCAUGACCCUCAUGACAACCGACGCUCCAUAACAUUCCCUGUAACAUCCUUUACCGCCGCCACUACAACACCAGAAAUGUCUCGACGAACUUCCGAGGAAGAACACCUUCCUUUAGAAACAAUGACUCCGCACUACCUUCGACCAAACGACAUCGAAGAUCUCUCCCGCGUGCCUAGCUACUCGACUGCUGUCCGGUCCUGUGCCAUGUCUGCGGCCAACAACGGUCUUCCCAAUUAUGAAGCGGCCACCGCAGGUGACAUAUCGCCGCCUCGGGAACGGACCCCUUCACCUCCUAGGCACUCGACCAGUGCAUUCAACCGCCUGUCCGCUACCUUCGUAGACGCUCUCCCCCAGUUUUCCAUCCAUAGACACAGCAUCGGCCACGACCACGACUCCGAGCGUCGGGUACGCAUUCUCCAAGCACGAUCGACAUAG